UGUUAAAGUACGCUUAAGUUUUCGUCCUAUUUCGUUUCAAUCAAUGAAUAUGAAAGAGAAAUGGUUAUAUUUUCAGAGUUUUCCCUUUCAUUUUCCAAUAGUGCCUUAGUAUUUUGGGUUGUGCGGAAAACUUAGCUGGUAUUUUCUGGUAAUUUCUGUGCGCGCAAAGUCUCAACUUCGAAACUGCAAUGGAUUUUUAGUGUAAAUUUUAUGUGGAAAUAUGAAUGUUUUCCUUCUUCGCAAAGACUACAGUUACCAUUGGUGGUUUUAUUGAUUUUUGGCUUUUAAAUUGAUGUUCCACAGAUUGGAGGGAGAACAAAGUUUGAAAUUCAAAAGAAUGAAAACCAAACUCACGUCCGUGAAUUACCUCGGUUUCACUGCAUUGGACAUAAGGUUCUCAAACGCCAUGCUACCGUGGCUGUUGAAGGAAAUUAGAGCUACCGGCAUCGCUGAUAAGUUGAGCAUAGCGGUCGAGGAUGGAUGUCUGAAGGCGUACAAUAGAAAUUUUGAGCCAGUCAUCGUCCACAGGCUGGUAGAUAUCAUAAGGGCCUGUCAAGUACCAGGUGUCCCAGAGGAGUUGUUCUACAUACUAUUUAAUGAGAAGGAGGGUCUUCUCCACUGCUACCUGUUCAGAGCUUCCACUAUUCAGGAGGUGACUGAUCUAUUCGGUCAGAUGCGCGAGUCUCCGCCGGGGGUGAACAGCCCCAAAGGCUCUACGGGGUCUCUUGGUGGAUCGGUGACCAAGAAUCUAGGCUUCCAGCAGCAACAAGCAGAGUUACCCUGGACCAGCCAAACUAUUUCAUUGCCAGGGAACUGCAAUUCCAACCUUGCAAGUGAACCUCAAGCCACGAUAGUACGCAGCGUGAGCAACGCUUCUGCCUUAACUUCCCUCUGCGCUGACCUGUCGCCUUCCGACUCGCAUUUCUUCGAAGUGCUGUACAUAGGAAAAGUUAGAAUAUCCCAAAGGAAAGUUCCAGAAUCAUUAAUUGAUGAUGCACUCAUCAAAUUUGCCCAGCAUGAAGCUGAGAAAAUCAAGAAUCAAAGGAGGCACAGUCUCUUGUCCUCUACUGAAACAUCAGUCGACAACAGUAGUAACUCUUCAGAAAAUGUUAACGUCAGUCAAAAUGAAAUAGAUAAAAAACUAAACCUAAGCCGGAGUACAACCCCACUGGAACCAGAUAAAAUCUCAAUAGUUAGUGAAACACUAUCAAAAACUAAGACUGAAUCGAACGAAAUCGACAAAGAGUUUGAUUUGUUUAGCAAGGAGAGAUUGGAAAGAAAUGUAGCAAAGAAAUUAGUAACUAAAGAUACUAUGGUAUUACCACUCAAUGUUCCUAAAAAUAAUCUGGGUACUGUAGAUGAGGAUGAAGAAAAAUUUGACACGAAUUCGGUUUUAUCUGAUACGGCAUCGUCUAUAACACAGUUUUGUCAAAAUAUAAGAAAUACCCCUGACAAAAGUUCGAUUGUUGAUUCUAAUGAAACCAUUUAUAAAGACUUUAAUCCUAUAGUAAAAGAUGCUAGUAAAAAAGUAGUUAACAAAUUAGUUGAUGAUAAAGAAAAAGAAAAUAGUCCCAUGAACUUUGAAGAGAUACCGAGAAAACCAAAGAUGUUAAAUGCUGCUACUGAAGGGGGUGAUGUAAGACGAUGUGCGAUGCCUGAAAACAGACCAUUUUUAAGAGACAGAUCUGCCUCGAUUGGCUCAUUAAAUGCUAAAACACCAAUCACACAAUUUCUAGGCGAACAAAACAGGACGAUGCUCUUUCAAGUAGGCCGUUCCGAACUAAGACUGAUAAGUCCUGACAGGAAACAGAUAUUACUGCACAGAGAAUUCAAAGAUGUUGCCAGUUGUGUACUUGGGAGGAUCAAUAAGGAGCACUUCGGCUUCGUCUGUAGGGAAACCAACGAUUCGUAUGCUUGCUACGUGUUCAAAUGCGAAAGUGAUUCCAUUGCCCAAGAAGUUAUCAAUGCAAUAAGACAAGCAUUCAUAGCGCACGCUGAACUACUGAAGAAAUCCAGAGAAAAGUCACCGAAUUUGAGCUGCGACCAUUGCCCGAUGGUGUGGUACCACAGACUGUGUCAUGAUGUAGAAGGUAUGAAUGAGAAGAGAGUUCACGCUUUCAUCCUCCGUCGUGUGGAGCAGUUGCCAGAAGAUGAACAGGAUCUCAUCAUCACCAAAUACCAGGGCGGGACCAAUCACAUGUACGAGGUGGGUGAACACAACGCGUUUCUGAUGAUGCUCCUCAGAACUCAUUGCGAAGCGAAGCAGUUAAGACAUGUUCACGAUACCGCAGAGAACAGAUCAGAGUUCCUAAAUCAGUAUUUAGGUGGCAGCACCAUCUUCAUGAAAGCCAAGAGGUCUCUGUCUAGUGGUUUCGAUCAUUUGCUGAAGAGGAAAGGCAGCAGAGAUGAUGGACUUUUUGUCAAGAAGGAUCCAUCACCUAUACCGAUCUCAUCACCGGUAGAAACUCCAACGGAACCACCGAAUACGGGCCCAAUAACACCCACCGACGGAAGUCGGAACAAGUCUUUACCACCAGCUGUACCAAUAAUCGAAGCAGAACAACAGCCAUACCCGGGAACCCCACCAGGUACCGUUGAUGGAGAUUAUGAAGAUGCAAAGGACGAUUGCACUACGCCAGUCGUAUCACCAAUGAUGGAUAUCUUCCUCAAAGUGAGCGACUCGAGGCCGCCCGCGACAGAAGCCGGUGGCGAACACGAUACCACCUGGCGUCAGGCCAUCUACGAAAAAGUCAUUCAUCCAACAGAAAACCAAGAAGGUCUUCUCAGUGCCCCACUUUCAAAAGGCAAACGGAGCAAAGAAGAAUUGAAGCGUUUAUGGAAGAUGGCGAUCGAUCAAACAUUACUUCUAGUCAGAAUGGAGAAAGAAAACGCUAAACUCAAAGAAAGCGAAGAGUCCUCAGCCGUUCGCCGAUUAAAGCUUGAAUAUUCGGAACUGGGUGUUUGUGACGCCGGAGUAACUCUAAUGUGGGACUCUUUAUUGUCACGCAAUGUAUCCCGUCCUAUCAGUAAAGUCGACAGGCAUAUGCUUACACAGGCUGUUAUACAAGGUGUUCCAAGAGUAUCCAGAGGUGGAGUUUGGUACUUCCUAGCAGAACAAGCUAGUCUGCGUUCCCCUCCACCAGAUGUGAGACAGUACCCUCUGUACCACGCGCCUUAUCGUACGCUGCUCGCCGGACUUACUAAGCAUCAGCAUGCUAUUCUCAUUGACCUAGGUCGGACUUUCCCAAAACACUCCUACUUCGCGUCAUCCUUUGGACCGGGUCAACUAGCAUUGUAUAACAUUCUAAAGGCGUAUUCCUUAUUGGACCCAGACGUGGGGUAUUGCCAAGGACUGAGUUUCGUGGCCGGAGUUCUGCUUAUGCAUAUGGAAGAGGCUGAAGCUUUUAUCCUACUUCGUCACUUGAUGUUCAGAAGGGGACUGAGAAAACAGUAUUUACCUGAUAUGAGUGCUUUACAAGUUCAGCUCUACCAACUUUCGCGAUUACUCCGCGACCACGAGCCCGAACUCCACGCCAAGCUGGAGUAUCUGGACAUCUCGCCCGCGCUAUACGCAGCACCCUGGAUGUUGACGCUGUUCACCAGUCAGUUCCCAUUGGGCUUCGUCGUCAGAGUUUUUGAUCUCAUAUUUCUACAAUCGUUGGACGUUGUAUUUUCCGUCUCGCUCGGUCUCCUAUCGGCACACAAGGACGGCCUGAUGAUGUGCGAAAGCUGUGAGGAAGCCGCCGAAUAUCUGAAGCAUAAACUCCCAGACAUCGACAAGGACAUUUACGAGAAAAUCAUGAGAAAGGUUCACUCUCUAGACAUAUCACGGCAAUUGAAUGACUAUGCCGUGGAAUACGCAGUACUCCGUGAAGAGAUGCCGCGACUGGCUACGCUUACUGAGGAUAAUAGACUUUUAACGAACGACAAGAACCGAAUGACCGAGGAGUUGGAUUUGGCAAUGGACGCGAUAACGAACUACCAAAAGACCCAAGCGCGUUUGGAAAUGCAAAACAAAUUAAUGGAGCAGCAACUCACCUUGCUUAGUCGCUACAUAUCCGCCAAUAAUCGUCAAGAAGUCCCCAUCGAGAUCAAGAAAAUCGUCCAAACGUACUGCAAAAAGCUCUCGUUCAGCUCCAAAAUAACCUCUUUCGGUUCAAAAUUCACUUCAGACGAAGACGAUAGCAAAAAAGUGUUCAAAACUGGCAUAUCUGCGCCAAAUUUGUUCGCGAAAAUCACUAAAGAGGACGUAAUGAACGCUGUGAACAACAGAGACAAACUCACGCCACCGAACGAUAAGAAAAUAUUCCUAAUGAAGAAAUCACAGUCGGUCCACUCGGGCCUGAUUGCGAACAACUUGAAGAACUACCCUCUGAAAGUAUUGGAUGAAAAAUCCGAGAUGGAUUACAAGAAAUCGGAAAGUAUAAGCGGUGACACGAUAAAAGAUUCCUUAAAGGAAUUGGGUAAGAAGCAAUCUGGCUUUUCCGCCAACACUCACGAGCAGAUAAGACAAGAAAGGUUUUAUGAGCAACAACUGAAACACGAUUUUGAUGAAAAUCUGAAAAGGUUUGAUGAGAAAAUCCAACCGAAGUCUUAUUUGGACGACUUGAGCCUCUUCCAAAGCAGAAAGUGUAUGUCUUUGAACUUGCAAAGGGACACGAGAGACGGUAAAGAUAGUGGUUUCGUGACACCAAUCAGCCCGGGAUAUGAUAAAAGAGAUGAUUCUUCAUCAAUUAUUUCUCAUCCUUUAAGCGAUGUAGAUGUUGAUAUUAAAUUCGAUGGACAAUCAACGAAAUUGAAACAAAUAAGACCUAUCAAACAACAAACAACUGUCAAUAAGCACAUAUAGCGAAAUUGUAAUUGGAAUGGGCUUCUGAUGGGAUUUUCGUGCAAGAUGUAGGUUGAUUUGUCUAUAUGUUAUGUCGUUACUUUAAAAAAUAUGUGAUUUUUUUGGGUUUUAUUAUUUUUAUAUAUACCCUACCUUCAUAACUUUGAAAUGCAUAUUUUAAUGACUAUAGUCGUCGAAGAUAGUCUCUAAUUUUUUCGAUGAUUUCCUUUAAAAAGUGUGGUUAUUUUAAGUACCUAUCCAAAUGUCUGUUGGAUUGCAUCUUAUGUGAAAUCCUAGUACCCAAUGUGAAUAUUCAUAAUAAACUACUACAAAAAAGUUGUUCAUACAAAGUGUUCAUUUAUAGAAAUGAAAAUUUUGAAAAUUUUUUGACCUAUGUACUUAUAUAGCUUCUUGUUAUUUCUAUUUAUCACGUCUUAUUUUCAUGCGAAAAUAUAGUAAAUAAAAAAUCAAAAUUCCUUCAAAAAAGCUCUACCAUUAUGGAUUGAAAACGAAUAAAAACGCUUAAAAUUCCACGAUCAUGUUGUAGCUAUUGUAGCCGAAAUAAAAGUUAGUAUCGUUCAAAAUGUAGUACUUAACAAUUUAACUAAUUUACUCUCACACAAAAUGACUCGUAGCAUAUAAUUAAAUAUAUUUUUGUAGAUGGAUUAAGGAAGAUUUAGUAGGUAUAAAUUGCUUGUGAGCUUUUGCUAUUUUGGUUUGAAAUCAUAGCUGUUCUCCGGUGAUCACACGUAUUUCAGCACAGGAGGCGCCGCACGCGCCGCAUUUAAAGUUCGUUAUAUGCAAUUUUUACGGAACCUCGCACACAUCCAUCAGCACCCUUAGCACGAACCAAUAUCGAUUUCGAAUAGUUUGCGAGUGCAAAUUGUCAAUGUCAAAUUUUGUAUGGAAACUUGAAUAGCAGCUUCACAAAGUACGUAACGAGAACUAAUAAACGUCUUAAGUGUAACAUUUGAAACCUCACCUUAUAUUAGUAAAAAAAGAAAUAAAACCUACUACAAAAGGAAUAAGCCAUUUGAACAUUAUGUUCUAAAAUCAUAUCAAAUAGCGCGCGCUUUCACUUGUUACACCUGUUACACACUUCCGUCCCAUUUCACGAAAUCACUCCUACAAAUUGCAGGAAAGCGAGAGGAAAGAUGUUACACAUCAAAAAAUCAUUACACAUUUGACAAUGACAUUUCGCUCUCGCAAACUACCUAUUCGAAUUUGAUAUUGGUUCGUGCUAAGGGUAUAGGUAAUAUUAUCUAUAUAAUAUUACCGUGGUUAUCUAUUUAAUAUUACCGUGGUACAGCCGCGUACGCGCCGCAUUUCGUAAAGUCUAUACGUGCGAUCAACUUUCAGGUGUGUUUUGUUUUAUUUUAUAUUCUUGCCAUUUAUAGUUAUUUUUAUGACAACAUACCGCUUCUAUGGGGGAUUUUUCCUAUUAUUAUAAGAAGGUAUUUUGUACUAAAUAAAACAGUUUUUAUUUACUCCAGACUUUAGCAUUCAUUUGAUGGGUUACUUUAAGUACCUAUUUAUCUUUCAAACUAUCGCCAUAAAAUAUAUCCAUUUUAAGCUAAUUUCAAAUAUGCAUAUUUUUACAAACGGUUAAAUAAUGUUUCAAUAGAUUGUAUUGAAUCUUAUUCCAUCAGCGCCAUAUUAAGAUAAAUGUUUUUUAAUUUAUUGUUAAAGAAUUAAGUCAAUUUAGCUAAUGUGUUUUAUAUUUUAGAUUUUUUAGAUGAAUAAAAUUUUUUACGUUAAUUUUUAUUGAAUAGGUACUAAGUGUAUAGCGCUUAGAGUAUUUAAGUUUUACAUGAUAUUAGUAAUUAGUACAUAAGUACUAAACUAAUGACAUAAUAGUUAUAAAGUAUCUCUAGAAUAAACAGAACGAUAUUUAUGGUUGGGGAGCCCAAAUGGGGAUUUUUGGAUUUACUCGAGCGCGGCAGAAUAACAUAAGCAACCUUGCACCUUCAUCAAACAUUUAGAAGAUUUGUUACGUGACCCCUACUGCAGAGUUUAUUUAAAAUACGGUCAUUUUGGCCGCGACCAUAAGUCAUGGUUUGAUGUUAAAAUUUUUUUUUGCUGCCCAAGACUUUCAGCCCUACAUGUAUGGGGUGAGUACUUUUACAAGGUGCAAGGUUGCCACCCUUAUGUUAUUCUGCCGCGCUCAAGUAAAUCCAAAAAUCCCCGCUUGGGCUCCCCUACUAUAAGUCUGUUACUAAUGUCAUGUUAACCUUACAAAUCAGCCUUAUUUCAAAAAUAACUGUAUUUUGAAGCACCACUAUUAUCAAAUAAGUGAAAAUUAACUAAUUUUAAGGAUAUAUUUAGUGAAUAUACAACUGCCUGCUAAUGAGUAUUUUCUGUAUGUGUGUAUAAAAAUGUAACUUAUUAUUUUAAAUAAACGUACUUAAAUAUAAGUACUUAUAUGUAAAUACUGAGAAGAGAAUCUAUAGCUACCUUCAUAUUGCCUAAUAUAUGAUACUUGUGUGAAAAAGCAAAAUAACAUUUAUCUAUUUUAAGCUUAGAUUAAAACAAAAAGGGAAGAUACGGCACUCGCGGCUCAAAAGUGAUCCGCUUAAAUUGUGGUGCAUGACCACAAUUCGCUUUAGUCACAAUUGGACAUUCAAACACGCGCAAUCUAUAGCUACCAACAAUAUUGCGUAUAAUCGGUGCUAUGAAGAUAAAACAAUGCCUUCGAUGGUUUAUAAAGAACGCAAAUAGUUCAAAAUCAAAUAAUUAUAUCUAUAUUUUAUUGUAUUAAAUUUCACAAAAACCGCUGUAGAAACUAUGUUAAAGAUAAAUAAAUAAAUAAAAAAAAAUAAGAAAUGCCUCGGCAACACUUUUCAUUCGUAAAACUCUAAAAACAUUUUUUUCUCAAAAAUCACGUUAUCAAAUACGUUGCAUUGAAGCGUAUAGUUCUGUCUCGCUCGCUCGAUUGAAUAUUUAUAUACAGACUUGCGCGUGUGUGAGAGUUGCUUAUAUAGUUGAGUCGGAUCAUAUUUUAUUUGAUGCUAGUAUGAACGUACCGUGUCUACCCUUUUUGUUUUAAUCUAACAUUUUAAACUAUAAUUUUAUUGUGUCGCUAUGAUGAAAUUUGAUAAUGUAAUAAAAAUUGCUCAAAACUAUUUUUCGUGUUGUUGGAAUCGAUGUUUUGAUUGUUAAUAUAAGAUGGCAAAUAUGGCUUAGUAGCAUGUAAGUAUUAUGAGUAGCGGUACAGUUAUAUUGUGAUUUAGAGUAAAAUACAUAGUUGACAUUAUGAGAA
Messenger RNA from Chilo suppressalis (striped riceborer), 8087 nucleotides. The record is from the annotation of a GenBank genome assembly. NCBI's taxonomy places the organism in Eukaryota, Metazoa, Arthropoda, Insecta, Lepidoptera, Crambidae.